AUGGAUAGCACUGGCAGAGAUUACGUCUCUCAAGGCCGUUUACCAGAAGCGGUGCGUCUACUGCAAGAUGCCGCAGAGGCUGGAAAAGUGCACCUAGGAUCUCGCGAUUCCACAACACGCCGCUGCAUUGUCCAUCUAGCAGAAGCACACGGCCGCAUGACUGCGGAAGGGGAUGGCAAAGUGCCGGACACCAAAACGAUUUCUAUUCUAGAACAGGCGAUUAAGAUACUCGAAGAAAGUAUCGGUCAUGAUGAAACAGAUACUAUCUCGUUGAAGUACUAUCUAGCUGUUGCGUAUGCAAGACUAGACGGCCGAUUCAGAGAGUCGGAGGCCUUGCAGAAUCAGGUCCUGGGUUGGUGUCGUCGGCAACUAGGCAAUCGCACCGUGACGGCGAAUUUGAUGGUACGUAAUCUGGUACUGAUGUAUCGUCAGCUGGGAAGGAUGGACAAGGCGCGAGAGAUUGAAAAUGAAUUCGGACGUAUCCGGAGGUCAAUAUCAUGA
Talaromyces marneffei is the source of this 501-nucleotide messenger RNA. RefSeq lists its product as uncharacterized. The coding region runs from base 1 to 501 and encodes 166 amino acids. The record is from RefSeq and is a predicted model, not a curated record. The transcript has a single exon. Gene Ontology annotation, molecular function: protein binding. Lineage: Eukaryota; Fungi; Ascomycota; Eurotiomycetes; Eurotiales; Trichocomaceae.